Messenger RNA from Ictalurus punctatus (channel catfish), 1251 nucleotides. RefSeq names its product zinc finger protein 239-like. The transcript is spliced from 5 exons. Gene Ontology annotation, molecular function: DNA-binding transcription factor activity; RNA polymerase II cis-regulatory region sequence-specific DNA binding; GTPase activity. The coding region runs from base 1 to 804 and encodes 267 amino acids. Gene Ontology annotation, biological process: regulation of transcription by RNA polymerase II. The record is from RefSeq and is a predicted model, not a curated record. Lineage: Eukaryota; Metazoa; Chordata; Actinopteri; Siluriformes; Ictaluridae.
AUGAGCGCGAGCCUGAGUGAGCAGUAUGAGGAGAAGGUGCGCCCGUACAUCAACCUGAUCGACUCUCUGCGCGCGUUCGGUGUGGAGAAGGACCUCGCGCUUCCAGCCAUCGCCGUGAUCGGAGACCAGAGCUCGGGGAAGAGCUCGGUGAUGGAGGCGCUGUCCGGAGUCCCUCUGCCCCGCGGGAAUGAUUGUGGGAAGAGUUUUGCUAAAAGUCAUCAUCUCAAAGAUCACAAGCGCAUUCACACAGGAGAGAAGCCAUUUGACUGUUCCCAGUGUGGGAAGAGUUUUACUGUUCAGAGUACUGUUCAACGAUAUGAGCGCAUCGACACGGGAGAAACCCCUUGGGAGUGCUCAGAUUGUGGGAAGAGUUUUUCUAAAAGUUAUCAUCUCAAAUAUCACAAGCGCAUCCACACAGGAGAGAAGCCAUUUGAAUGUUCCCAGUGUGGGAAGAGUUUUACAUGUCAGAAUCAUCUCCAACGACAUGAGCGCAUUCACACAAGGGAGAAGCCGUAUCACUGUGGACAAUGUGGGAAGAGUUUUAGUUGCCAGAGUAAUCUCCAACGACAUGAGCGUAUUCACACUGGACAGAAGCCGUAUCGCUGUGGACAGUGUGGGAAGAGUUUUACCCAACUAUGUGAUCUCCAACGACAUGAGCGUAUCCACACAGGAGAGAAGCCAUAUCCCUGUGGACAGUGUGGGAAGAGUUUUACUGUUCAGAGUCAUCUCAAACAACAUGAGCGCAUCCAUACAGGGGAUAAUCCGUAUCACUGCUCCCACUGUGGGAGAAGUUUUCGUUACUAGAGGACCCUCCACAGCCACCAGCAGAGUCAUACAGGACAGAAGCUGUACCUCUGCAGACAAUGCGCGUGGAGCUAUUCUCAUUCAAGUCAUUAAUGACACACAAGUGCUCUAACAGAAAGCCAUGAGAGUUAGCCACGUGAAUUUGUCAAAUUUAGAUACAUGUUUUAAAUUUCCAUUCUUUAAAGGGAGCUAAAGCGACAUUCAGGCAUUAAACUGUAAUAUUAUAUUAUUUGUCAUGGACUGUAGUAUUUGUUGCAUGAGAUUUUAUUGCUUACUCUCUGGAUUUUAGCAAAAUUUAUGAUUUUAUGUUGUUUUCCUGUUUUUCCCCCCAAACACUUCAAUACCAAGCAUGGAAUACACAUAUUUAACCAGUGGGAAUGCCCACUUUAAUCGACCAAUCCAGACCUCUGAGUGAGACACAAAACUCUGAUUCUCCUGCUAACAUAA